AUGGGGGAGCGGCGGGCCGCGUCCCGGGGGCGGAGCCGGAAGUCGCUGUGCGGUGCCUGGAGCUGCAGCUGUCCAUCACGGGAGUCGUGCAGCUGCGGCUCCUCUUGGCCUCACCCGCCGGCGGCCUGGCCUCAGGGUCUCCAUGGCAGCCGCAGCCACUGCAGCUACCGGCGUCUCAUCAACAACUUCGAGGACGUCCUGAGGCGGCGGCUGCGGGGGCGCUUCAGUUCUUCAUGGUUGUCCCCGUCUCUCAAGAACAGCGUACUAUCCUGCACCCAAAGACAACCACCAGCAACUGAAGCACUUCUGUUAUCUCAAAAGCACAAGCAGAAAAUGAAAGGGGAUACCGUGAAUGUGCGCCGCAGUGUCCGAGUAAAAAGCAAAGUCCCCUGGAUGCCCCCAGGCAAAACAUCCAUCAGAGAUUCAUCUUACAAGUGGGAGGGACCAACACAUCGCCUGGAAAUCACUCCUCCAGCUUCGGAUAAGUUACUGUCAGUGCUCCGCUUGAGUGACCUUUCGACAGAAGAGGAGGACACCUCUCACUGCAAGAUGAACAAGUAUGAGAAGAAGAUAGACAGCUUGCUGAACGUGGUGGGCUCUUUAAAAAAUGAGUGUUCACAGGUCAAAAUACCCAAGCGGGAUGAGUCGCGAUGCGUGGCCAAGCGUCUACUCGAAGAGCAGAAGGAAGAGCUGGACGAAGUCACUCAGGAACUGGUGGAGACGGAACAUGAAAACACUAUCCUCCGGCGCAAUAUUGAACGUAUGAAAGAGGAGAAAGAUCUUUCCGUCCUGCAGAAGCGACAUUUGCAGCACGAGAAAGAGUGUCUGAUGACCAAGCUCGUGGAGGCAGAGAUGGACGGAGCAGCGGCUGCGAAGCAGAUCCAAGCCCUGAAGGAUGCGAUCAACAAGCUGAAAACUGAGAAGCACAUGACUGUUUCGGACAUCAACACGCUUACCAGGCAGAAAGAGCUGCUGCUGCAGAAGCUGAACACUUUUGAGGAAACGAACCGGACACUCCGAGACCUGCUGAGAGAGCAGCACAAUCGGGAGAAAGAUGCUCAGAAGUUGGCGGAACAGCAGGCGGUGCUGAUGAAGAGACUGACCGAUUCUGACGCAGAGAAAGCGCAAUUGUUAAAGAAGCUGCAGGAAAAAGAAAAGGAAGUGGAGGAUCUCUUGGUCCAGAUACAAACAGAAAAGGACCAAGCAAAGACAGCAGCUGAACUCUCCAAAUCUAUGGAAGCUGUGAGGGGCCAUUUGCAGGCUCAGCUGCGCAACAAAGAAGCUGAGAACAACCGCCUGAAUAUCCAAAUCAAGAACCUAGAGCGUGCUGGGACUCAACACAAGGCAGAGGUGGAGCAUAUCAUGGAACAGCUGAAGGAGCAGAGAGACAAAGGGGAGCGCGAGAAAGAGGCGCUGAAGAAAGCCAUCCGUGCUCAGAAAGACCGAGCGGAGAGGAGUGAAGAAUACGCGGAACAGCUGAAUGCCCAGCUGGCAGAAAAGGACAACUAUGUGACCGAGGCGCUGUCUACCCUGGAAUCUUGGAGAGGCCGCUACAACCAGGUUGUCAAAGAGAAAAGCGAUCUGGAGCUUGAGAUUGUCAUGUUGAACAGCCGAAUUUCAGACCUUCUCGAUCAGCAAAAUGCUAUAGAAGGCAAGAUGCGAGAAGACCGAGAUGCCUUGGUGGAUAAAUUCCAUCGGCAGGCCACGGAGAGCGCUUCUUUCAAACUGGAGAAUGAGAGGCUGAAGAAUAGCAUGAUUCCUCUGGAGGAGAAGUUGAAUAAAGCUCAGAUGGAAGUGGCCCAGCUCAAAGCGUCACUCAAGAACUAUGAAGGGCUGAUUGAAACCUACAAGAAUCAGGUAUUGAAAACCCGAAUGGAAGCGGAUGAUGUGGCGGUGAAACUGGAGCUCUGUGACAAAGAGAACAAAACACUUAAAGAAGAAAUGAACAAAGAGAUUGAAAAUGCUCGUAAGCAGUUCCAGCACCAGAUUGCCGAGCUGGAAAAGCUUCCCGAUAUCCUGAAGCUGACCGAGACCAAAUUGGCUGAGUGUCAGGAUCAGCUCAAGAGUUAUGAGAAGAAGAACAUGGACCUGUCAGCCAUGAUUACAGAUCUCCGUCAGCGGAUCGAGCUCCAGGGAGACAAAAUGGAGAUGACGAGAGAGAAGUAUCAGUCGGCCCAGGAGGAGAACAAGCACCUGACCCUAAAGCUGGAGGAACUGGAAAGGAAGCUGGACGUGACGAGCGCUCAGAACAUAGAAUUCCUCCAGGUCAUUGCCAAAAGGGAGGAGUCGAUCCAUCAGUCCCAGCUGCGGCUAGAGGAGAAAACCCGGGAGUCCGGCUCUUUGGCACGCCAGCUGGAGAUGGCCAUUGAUGAUGCGAAGAGGCAGCUGGAACAGACGAAGGACCGAGCAGCAUCGCGCGAGAGAACGACCCAGUCCAAGAUUCUGGAUUUGGAGACCCAGCUGAGCCGGACGAAGACAGAUCUGAAUCAACUGCGGAGGGGCAGAGAAGAUGCGGAGCGUCGCUACGAAAGCCACCUCCAGGACCUGAAGGAUCGCUUGGAGCAGUCAGAGAGCACCAAUCGCAGCAUGCACAACUACGUCCAGUUCCUCAAGUCCUCUUACGCCAACGUCUUUGGAGACAGCGUCUUGACGAGCUCUCCAAUCCGUCCCCGAUCGCCCCUCUGAUGUGAACCUUCCCCCUCCUCCCCACAGCCAAAACCCUGUUGCUACAAGCCCAAGUGCAGAAGCUGGGGAGAUCUACUUUUAAAGCCAUAUCUUGUUAACAAAAAAGGACAGAUAUUUUUGGAGCCUGGGUAGCUCAGGGUCUUUAUUGGGUUGUUUGUGCAAGAUAACACUUCUUUGUACUUAGGACAGAAGGCGGGAUGGAACGAGGACAUCAAGGGCUGCACCGCUUCACAAGCCAUAUAAAAACCAGAAAAAGCGGGGAACUUUCACACACACUUCAACCUUUCUAGUGCCUUACACUAAUGACUUCUCUUACAGGUUGUCUUGGAGAAUUUUUCAUGAUCUUGUAUUUUCACUGACGUUUUAUGGCCGCUUUUGUCAGGAUUCCUGAAACUUCCGAAAUCACGUCGACCGGAUGCAGAACAAACGGGAUGUUUGAAAUCGGCUGUCCACAGAACUGUGAUCUCAGCCUCAAGGCUGUACCUUUGGGUGGAGGGCUUUGGGGCAGUGCACACAGACCAUUGCCUACGUUGACAUUUUUCCAGUUAUUCCAGUGGGGAAGCCAUCAGCUCAAAGUGUAAAACCGUUUCAGAAAAGAAGUAUUUGCAGAGAAAUAGCACUUUUAAGGAGAAGGGUUUGACUGACUGUCCUCUCCUUACUAAGAUUUGCUUUAAAGGGGCUCUUGGGAUCCAUUUUAUAGAUCCAGGUCAUCCUAUGGGUUCACCAGUCUCUAAUGAGUAAGUUGGUGAAAAGCAAUGAAAAUUUUCAGUUACAUAUCAUCUGAUUAUUUUCAUGCUCCUUCAUAUGUACAUGCGUGGGUGGGUGUGAUCUUGCAGAGAUUAUGGAUAAGCCCUCUGUUGCUGUUUCAGGUGCCUUAUAUCUUGAUUCCUAUAGAUCUUAUGGGGGAGGGGUCUAGGACUGUUUUGUGCCGUUUGCUUUUCCUCCAGUACAGCACCUGGGUUGCUUAAACACUCUCCUGCAUUUUCUGUUUUUGCAAAAUGAGAUUUCUUACAAAGAACAAUCUUUUAUCUUCCCCCGUAUUUAUGUCCUGUCGACUUGUUCCUGAAUAAAUGGUUCUUAUGAUCGGUGUUUUAGAAAAAUCAGCCAAUUGUUAUGCUUUUUUUUUUUCUUUGCAUUUUUAAUACAUGUAUUUAUGUAUGAGGCAACUGAUAAAUUUUAGUUAAUUUUUUUUUUUAAACUUUCAGAGUUAAUGUGUGACUUAAAAAAAAGAAAUGGAACGUGAUAAAUCUUUGAAGUAUAGUGAA
Molecule: messenger RNA, 3950 nt
Organism: Heteronotia binoei (common prickly gecko)
Lineage: Eukaryota; Metazoa; Chordata; Lepidosauria; Squamata; Gekkonidae
Gene: ODF2
Product: outer dense fiber of sperm tails 2
Exons: 20
Coding region: 1-2685 (894 amino acids)
Biological process (GO): regulation of cilium assembly
Cellular component (GO): centrosome
Source: RefSeq, a predicted model, not a curated record